Saitoella complicata NRRL Y-17804 is the source of this 1401-nucleotide messenger RNA. RefSeq lists its product as uncharacterized. Gene Ontology annotation, biological process: activation of protein kinase activity; autophagosome assembly; autophagy of mitochondrion. The record is from RefSeq and is a predicted model, not a curated record. Gene Ontology annotation, cellular component: phagophore assembly site; Atg1/ULK1 kinase complex. The coding region runs from base 1 to 1401 and encodes 466 amino acids. Lineage: Eukaryota; Fungi; Ascomycota; Saitoellomycetes; Saitoellales; Saitoellaceae. Gene Ontology annotation, molecular function: protein kinase activator activity; molecular adaptor activity. The transcript has a single exon.
AUGUCAACACACACUCCUACAGCCCACCUCCUCACCCUAACCCGCACCGCAAAACGCGCCCUCUCCGAAGCACAGUCACUCUCCUCCACAGCAAACGCGGCUAUCACAUCCACCCACGACCACAUCGACGCCAUCCGGCGUCUGGUACCACAAACGACCUUUCUUAGGAAAGCGAUGAGCGAGCAGUUGAAAGUCUUGUAUGGCAUUCUGGACGGGAUAAAAGCCGAAGAAGAUACUGCACGUACCUCUUUCGAAUCCGAACUCGCAGCUUUGGACGCGCUCGAUGCAGACCUAAACUCCAUUCUCGCACACCUAAAAUCAACACCCAUCGACCCCGGAUUCGCCGAAGCAAAUCUCUCUCUCUCAAGAAGCGGAAGCGCAGACCCGGAAAUUCGAGGGAAGGAGACGCUGCAUGAUUUCGUGGAUGAUGUCGCGAUUGAGCAGCUAAAGAGACAGCUGAGGGGGAUUAUCGAUGAGGUACAGGAGGUUCACGACGGGAUUCACGUGGUGAUUGAAGCGUUCAACGGCGAGAUCGAGGGGUUCGAGCAAGCACUGCAUGAUGUACCACCACUACCUUUACUCGAGGCACAUCCACCACCAGACGAGACGCCCACAGCAGAAGACGAAGAGGACGGAGAGGAACGAGAACCGUUCCCGGCGGAUGGAGAUGCGGUCCAAACCUACCUCUGGAUAUCAACCCACAACGCCGACAUCAUCGCCGACCUCCUGCUCGGUCUCGCACGACACUACGACCAAUGUACCCUCGCGCUAAACGACAUAUCCAACGGUGCUUCUGUUUCAACGUUAGUAGAUCCAGGAGAGAAAGAGGAGUUCUUGGGCGUGCUUGACCGGGAUGGGGAGCAAAUUGAUGAGGUGUUGGACGAGGUGAGGGAGUUGGUUGGGCAUUGUGAGGAUAUUGGGACGACGCUUGAGGGGUAUCUCGGUGCUCUUACCUCCGCUUACGACCAAACUACGGCUCUGUUUACGAGGUUGGAAGGGUUCGGCACAGCCACGCUGCCGGCACAUUUAGGUGCGACCAAGACAUUCACGCAAACCCGCGCAGAACAGACCGAGCACAUCUCAACCCUGCAUAGCUCCCUCUCCCACCUGCACACGCACUACACGAACUUCUCCCACGCCUACACUGCCUCCCUCGCAGAAAUCCAGCGUCGACACACCUACAACGCACACGUUCUUUCCAUCAUCGAGUCAACACUCGAGGAACUACGGGUGUUGGGUGAGGAGGAAGAGGGAAGGAGGAGUGGGUGGAGGGAGGAAUGGGGUGGGUGGUUGCCGGAGGGGUUGUGGAGAGGAGUUGGGGAGGGAGGGAUGGGGGUCCAUGUUGAGGUCAGGGAGGAGGGGGGGUUACCGGUGUUGAGGGGACGAGUGCCUGAUGAAUAG